ACCCUUCCUCCCUUUUGGUCCACCCUUGCUGCUGACUGAUCGAUUUGCUCAUCUACCAUCACAGGACUCGAAGUGAAAGACGUCAACGCUCCCUUCUACUGAUGACAAUGGCUUCUGACUUGGCUGCAGCCAUGGCGACGGUCGGUUGGAAUGGCCCGGCACGUUGAACAAGUAGGGGCUUGCUGCGCACGUGGAGAUGGAACUAGUGGAGGCUUCUAUGCUUGGCACCGAGACACUGCCUCAUCCCCUUUCACACCACCUCCUUCCACGACAACAAGACAAUCAUGGGACUCCUCGAUAAGCUCGCUGCAAAGGCGCAAGGCAGCGGACGGCCACAGAGCGGUCAGUAUGGAGGCCAGUAUGGAGGCAGCGGUGGCAGCGGUGGCUACGGUGGCAGCGGCGGGUAUGCUGGUGGCUUUCCCCAACCCGGUGGGGGCGGAUACGGCCAGCCAUCGCCACAGCCCCAGUAUGGCGGUACCUCGCCGACCCCUUCUUCGGGAGCAGCAGGCGACAGCAAGGGCGACGACAGGCCGCUUCCGGAGGGCUGGGUCAAGCAGUGGGACAGCAACUACAACCGGUAUUUCUACGUCGACACGCGGGCCAAUCCGCCUCGGUCGAUCUGGGUCCACCCACACGACGAAGAGGGCGGCAACAGCAAGCAGGGAGGACCAUCUGGCAGCUUUGCUCCACCCUCUGGUCCUCCUCCGCCUCAGCAGCAGCAAGGCUACGGCGGCCAGAUGCCCUACCAGCAACAGCCCUACAUGCAGCAGCAGCAGCAGCCAUACAUGCAGCAGCAACCGUACAUGCAGCAGCAGCCUUACAUGCAGCAGCAGCCAAUGAUGGCCCAGAGCGGCGGCCGCUUCGGUGGUCUGGGAGGCGGCGGUCUCGGCGGUGGGCGCCUGGGCGGUGGAAGGAUGGGUGGCAUGGGUGGCAUGGGCAUGGGCGGCAUGGCCCUGGGCGCGGGUGCCGGUCUCCUCGGCGGCGCCCUCAUCGCCAACGAGUUUGACGACAUGCAGGAUGACGCCUACAGAGAUGGCUACGACGAUGGUCAGAACAACGAUGGCGGCGGAGGCGACUUUGGCGGCGGUGAUGACGUAAGUUGAAUGCUUGCACGGUGCCUACGACUUUAAUAUGCCUAACCAUGCUUCUCUUUCCUCGUGCACAGAUGGGUGGCGGCGACUUCUAGAGCCUGUCUCUUUGUUCCAAGCUUCCCUUGUCCAUCCGUUUCUCUUUUCUCUCUGAGCCCUUAAGGUGGUGACCGGACGCCUUCGUUCUCAUGCAAGCAAAUUUAGACCUUUACGUUUGGACGUGUCCAUUGAGCAUGAGUCAGGCUCCUCUCCUCUCCGCGCUCCAUCUCCAUGUCCUCCAGCCUUCCUCUCUGCGCUGCGAUACAUUCACGCACCAUCCCGCCAAGUUCAGAUUUCUUUUGGUGCAAUGCAAUGUGUACCUCAUCGUCCGACUAAUGCCGUCAUUUAGCACCACAUCUCGGUCUUAGUCUUGAUUGCAAGGGCGAACCCGUUCGGCGAAUGAAAGCAAGCGAC
Messenger RNA from Acaromyces ingoldii, 1541 nucleotides. RefSeq lists its product as hypothetical. Gene Ontology annotation, molecular function: protein binding. The transcript has a single exon. Bases 285 to 1103 code for a protein of 272 amino acids. Lineage: Eukaryota; Fungi; Basidiomycota; Exobasidiomycetes; Exobasidiales; Cryptobasidiaceae. The record is from RefSeq and is a predicted model, not a curated record.